Malania oleifera is the source of this 454-nucleotide messenger RNA. RefSeq names its product peptidyl-prolyl cis-trans isomerase CYP18-2-like. Bases 5 to 454 code for a protein of 149 amino acids. Gene Ontology annotation, cellular component: catalytic step 2 spliceosome. The transcript has a single exon. Gene Ontology annotation, biological process: protein peptidyl-prolyl isomerization. Lineage: Eukaryota; Viridiplantae; Streptophyta; Magnoliopsida; Santalales; Ximeniaceae. The record is from RefSeq and is a predicted model, not a curated record. Gene Ontology annotation, molecular function: peptidyl-prolyl cis-trans isomerase activity.
GAAAAUGUGGGGGAGUGCAGAAGGAGGAUCUCCAGAGGUCACCCUCGAGACUUCCAUGGGGCCUGUCACCGUCGAGCUAUACUACAAGCACGCUCCGAGAGCUUGCAGAAACUUCAUCGAACUCGCCCGCCGGGGCUAUUACGACAACGUUAAAUUCCACAGAAUCAUCAAGGACUUCAUAGUGCGAGGAGGGGAUCCCGCUGGGACAGGAAGGGGUGGAGAAUCCAUGUAUGGUAAGACGUUCGAGGAUGAGAUAGAGCGCGAGUUGAAGCAUACUGGAGCUGGUAUUUUAUCCAUGGCAAAUGCAGGUCCAAGUACAAAUGGAAGCCGGUUCUUUAUUACCCUGGCUCCCACUCACUCACUGGAUGGAAAGCACACAACAUUUGGAAGAGUUUGUAGAGGAAUGGAAAUCAUUAAGAGACCCGGGAGUUGUAAUGAAACAGUGAUGUUGUAA